GCGCGCCCACCGCCGUACGGCGAGAUGGCGACGCCCGCGCUUCCGCUGCGCCGCGCUUGGCUACCGCGGCUUCCCGUCGCCGUGUCGCGCAGUAGUCCGUCGGAGCGACGGCACGGUCAGUCGGCGGCCGGACAGGGAAGAUGGACGCAGCCACUUUGACAUAUGAUACUCUCCGGUUUGCUGAAUUUGAAGAUUUCCCUGAGACCUCAGAGCCUGUUUGGAUUCUGGGCAGAAAAUACAGCAUUUUCACAGAGAAGGACGAAAUCUUGUCUGAUGUUGCAUCCAGACUUUGGUUUACAUACAGGAGAAACUUUCCAGCCAUUGGGGGAACUGGCCCUACUUCAGACACAGGCUGGGGUUGCAUGCUUCGGUGUGGACAGAUGAUCUUUGCCCAGGCCCUGGUAUGCCGGCACUUAGGUCGAGAUUGGAGAUGGGCUCAGCGGAAGAGACAGCCUGACAGCUACUUUAAUGUCCUCAAUGCUUUCCUCGACAGGAAGGACAGCUACUAUUCCAUUCACCAGAUAGCGCAAAUGGGAGUUGGCGAAGGCAAGUCUAUAGGCCAGUGGUACGGGCCGAACACUGUUGCCCAGGUCCUCAAGAAACUUGCUGUAUUCGACACAUGGAGUUCCUUGGCUGUUCACAUAGCAAUGGACAACACUGUGGUGAUGGAGGAAAUCAGAAGGUUGUGCAGGGCCAGCCUUCCCUGUGCUGGGGCAGCUGCACUUCCUACUGAUUCAGAGAGGCACUGUAAUGGGUUCCCUGCUGGAGCUGAAGUUACCAACAGGCCAUCAGCUUGGAGACCACUAGUGCUUCUCAUCCCUCUCCGCCUGGGACUGACAGACAUCAAUGAGGCCUAUGUGGAGACGCUGAAGCACUGUUUCAUGAUGCCCCAGUCCCUGGGUGUUAUUGGAGGGAAGCCCAACAGUGCCCACUACUUUAUUGGCUACGUUGGUGAGGAGCUCAUUUAUCUGGACCCCCAUACUACACAGCCUGCAGUGGAGCUGACUGACAGCUGCUUUAUCCCUGACGAGAGCUUCCACUGCCAACACCCUCCCUGUAGGAUGGGCAUUGGAGAGCUUGACCCAUCCAUUGCUGUGGGAUUUUUCUGUAAGACGGAGGAAGACUUUAACGACUGGUGUCAGCAAGUCAAAAAGCUAUCCCAGCUUGGAGGUGCCCUGCCUAUGUUUGAGCUGGUGGAACAGCAGCCUUCCCAUCUGGCCUGCCAGGAUGUCCUGAACCUGUCCCUAGACUCUUCUGAUGUAGAGAGACUGGAGAGGUUCUUUGACUCUGAGGAUGAAGACUUUGAAAUCUUAUCCCUCUGAAAAUCCUGGGGUUGGGGGAUGGCCUCCAUGGCCCUCAUUGGGGUGCUUUGAGAACCCAGACCUGCCUUGGGCACUCAGUGUCACCGCAUUCCAUCCACCCAGCCCAUCCCUGCCAAGUGCUGUUCACCUGUGCCACCUCUGUCCCGAGGGCCUGCUCUGCUCAUGGACCAAGGACUGUGGUGCCUGGAGGCCUUAUUGCUUGGAGUCAGACUGCCUAAACCCAGACACGAAGGGCCUGUCCAUGAAGUCGCUCGUCAGAAGGCCUAGUCAGGAAGGGCAGUGGGUCAGGAGCCUCCAGAAUUCUCCACUGGAUUCUGACACUGCCAGCCCUGGUUAGCACAUCAGCUCUGGUUCUGCUUUCUCCUGGGCACCUGGGUCUGUGGUCUAUUUGGAAUUAAAGCCCUGUUUGAAGUUGUUUAA
Messenger RNA from Mus pahari (shrew mouse), 1742 nucleotides. It is a transcript of the gene Atg4b, whose product is annotated as autophagy related 4B cysteine peptidase. Gene Ontology annotation, molecular function: protein-phosphatidylethanolamide deconjugating activity. NCBI's taxonomy places the organism in Eukaryota, Metazoa, Chordata, Mammalia, Rodentia, Muridae. The coding region runs from base 141 to 1322 and encodes 393 amino acids. The transcript has 13 exons. The record is from RefSeq and is a predicted model, not a curated record.